Argentina anserina (silverweed cinquefoil) is the source of this 4169-nucleotide messenger RNA. RefSeq names its product protein SUPPRESSOR OF MAX2 1. The transcript is spliced from 3 exons. Gene Ontology annotation, molecular function: ATP binding; ATP hydrolysis activity. The record is from RefSeq and is a predicted model, not a curated record. Lineage: Eukaryota; Viridiplantae; Streptophyta; Magnoliopsida; Rosales; Rosaceae. The coding region runs from base 718 to 3861 and encodes 1047 amino acids.
CAACUCCCAAUCCCAUCUGCAUUCCAUAAGUUCUCUACCCCAGACAACAAGAUCUUUCUUCCCUAUACUAACCAAGUUCCUCUGCUCCUCUUUUAGUCUGGUUCAAGUUCACCGCGAAAAAGCCCAGUAACGAAUUUUAUUUUACCAGGUCUCCCUCUGUUUCUACUCUUAUUUUACCCCACUUUUAUAAAUGUCACUCAUUCAGAUAGAUAGAAAGUGGGAAAGCAAGAAGGGUUCUUGUGAAGGAGGGGAUCCGAUCUUUCCUUUUCGCGUUGAAUUCUCAUAUAGCUUUUUCGUGUGACACAGUUGGUGAGAGAGAAAAAAGGAAAGCAAGGAAAGCAUAAGAGGAAGAAGAAGCAGCAGAAAGAAGAAGAAGAAGAAGAAGAAGAAGAAGAAGAAGUAGAGAGCUAUAGCUUUCUCCAUUGAUUUUUUGUAGUUGUAAAAAAAAAAGCAUCCUUUUUUGGUUAAGAUUAGUUUUAUUCUUUCUUUCUACCUUUACCCAUCAGACCCUGAAAAUGCAGAUUUGUCUAAUUUGAAAAACCAAAGGCAUCCAUCCACACCUGGACCUGUAACCAUUUUCCCAUUGGUGGGGCUACUCCAAUUCCUGAUAAGCUUCAAUUUUUUUGAUUUCAUAUCUCUCGAUACCCAACUCAUCAACACCCCUGCAACUAAGCUCUCAAAGAGAGAAUCCAAAAGACUGGAAUCUUUGAUCAAGAAAUGAGAGCAGGCCUGAGCACUAUCCAGCAAACCUUAACGCCGGAGGCCUCCAGCGUUUUGAACCACUCGAUCGCCGAAGCGGGUCGUCGCAACCACGGCCAGACCACGCCCCUUCAUGUUGCUGCAACUCUUCUCUCAUCCCCCACCGGCUUCCUCCGCCAAGCAUGCAUCAAAUCACACCCCAAUUCCUCCCAUCCUCUCCAGUGCAGAGCCCUCGAGCUCUGCUUCAGUGUCGCCCUCGAGCGUCUCCCCACCGCCCAGAACAUGAGCCCCGGCAUGGAGCCGCCCAUCUCCAAUGCCCUCAUGGCCGCCCUAAAGCGGGCCCAGGCCCACCAGCGCCGCGGCUGCCCUGAGCAGCAGCAGCAGCCGCUCUUGGCAGUCAAAGUCGAGCUGGAGCAGCUCAUCAUCUCUAUUCUCGAUGACCCGAGUGUCAGUCGGGUCAUGCGGGAAGCCAGUUUCUCUAGUCCGGCGGUGAAGGCCACCAUAGAACAGUCUCUAAACUCUUCUUCGUCCGCGGCGGCGGUGGCAGCGGCCUCCACCGCCGCCGCGAACUCCUCCCCAAUCGGAUUGGGGUUCCGACAGUCGGCGGCGGCGGCGCCAGCUGGUCGAAAUAUGUACCUGAAUCCCCGGCUGCAGGGGCAGAACCGAGGGGAGGAGGUUAAGAAAGUUGUUGAUAUAUUGUCAAGAGGGAAGAAGAGAAAUCCGGUAUUGGUCGGCGAUUCGGAGCCGGAAGCCGUGACGAAGGAGCUGUUCCGGCGGAUUCAGAGCGCGGAAUUAGGAGAAGGGCAGUUGAAAAACGUGGAGAUAGUUCAUUUGGAGAAGGAGUUCUCUUGUUCCAUGUUGGGGAAGAUGAAAGAUUUGAUGUCAUUAGUGGAGGCACGGAUGAAUGGGAGAGGGGUGAUUCUUGAUUUGGGGGACUUGAAAUGGCUGGUGGAGCAGCCUGUUAGCUUGGGAGGGCCUGGUCCGCCGGGCUCCGGUGGCCAACAGGUGGUUUCGGAGGCGGGGCGGGCGGCGGUGGCGGAAGUGGGGAAGGUGUUGGGGAGGUUUGGGGAGGGCGGUGUUAAUGGCGGCGGCAGGCUCUGGUUGAUAGGGACUGCUACUUGUGAGACGUAUUUGAGGUGCCAAGUGUAUCAUCCUUCCAUGGAAUCCGACUGGGAUCUGCAGGCAGUGCCGAUUGCUGCCAGGACGCCGCUUUCGGGAUUGUUUCCCAGGAUGGGGCCGACGAACGGGAUUCUUAGCAGCUCAGUUGAAUCUUUGUCUCCACUGAAAGGCUUUCCAACUGCUCAGCCAAGACUUGUGGCUGAGAACUUGGAUCCUCUGCGAAGAACAAGCUGUUGCCCGCAAUGUACAGAAACUUGUGAGCAAGAAGUAGCAAGUUUGGUUGCGAAGGAGUCUGAGAAAUCAUCUUUUGAAUCGAAAUCAGAAGCAGCUCGAACUGCAUUACCACAGUGGUUGCAGAACGCUAAAGCCCAGGACAGUAAUGUCAAAACUUCAGAUCAGUUGCAGACCAAGAAUCAAGAUCAGACCCUGAAUCAGAAGACUCAAGAAUUACGAAAGGAAUGGAAAAAUACAUGCAUGCGCCUUCAUCCUAAUUUUCAUCAGCAGAGUUUCAGCUCAGAGAUAAUUGCUCCAAAGCCUCUCUCAAUCACUGGAAUGUACAACAUGAACUUGCUUGGUCGCCAAACUUUCCAACCAAAAUUGCAACCAAACAAAAGCUUUGGGGCUCUGCAAUUGAACACAAAUCUACAAACUAGCAAAUUAUCUGAACGUGCAGCAGUUUCGCAUCCACGAAGCCCUGUGAGGACGGAACUGGUUCUUGGUCAAAAAGAAGUCACUGAAACCACCACUCCCGAGCAAAUGCAUGAGGAGCGCGUCAAAGACUUUUUUGGCUGCACGCCUUCUGAACCACAGAUCAAGGUACUCGAAAGGCAAACAGAUGAUAAGCAAUUGUGCAAAUUGGAUGCUGAUUCAUUCAAAAAGCUAUACAAGGGUUUGAUGGAGGUCUGGUGGCAGCAGGAAGCAGCCACUGCUGUUGCUUCAACAAUAACCAAUUGUAAGUUGGGUAAUGGAAAGAGGCGUGGUGCCGGAGCAAGGGGAGACAUGUGGUUGUUGUUCAUGGGUCCGGACAGUGUUGGCAAGAAGAAGAUGGCAUCAGCUCUUUCGGAAAUGGUUUCUGGGUCCACCCCGGUGAUCAUCUCUCUUAACAAUAAACGUGGUAGUUGGGAUUCAGAUACGAGUUUUCGUGGAAAAACGGUUGUGGACAGAAUAGCAGAGGCAGUUAGGAGGAACCCCUUCUCUGUAAUCAUGAUUGAGGACAUUGAUGAAGCAGAUAUGAUAGUUCGGGGGAGUAUAAAACGGGCAAUGGAUAGAGGUCGUCUUGCCGACUCUUAUGGCCGUGAAAUCAGUCUUGGAAAUGUCAUGUUUAUACUCACUGCAAUUUGGUUGCCAGAAAAUAUGAAACACUUAUCAAACGGCAAUGCACAUGAAGAAAAGCUCGCGUGUAUAGCUAGGAGUAAUUGGCAGUUAAAACUAUCACUUUGUGGAAGAAGUGCAAAACGGCGAGCGACAUGGUUACAGAGUGAUGAAGACAGAGCCACAAAGCCUAGAAAUGAUGCUGGUUAUGGACUAGGAUUCGAUCUAAAUGAAGCUGCUGAUGUUGAGGAUGACAGAACAGAUGGCUCACUUAAUUCAAGUGAUCUAACAGUUGAUCAUGAAGAUGAGAAUCGCCUCAAUAACAGGUCAUUGUUCACAAGUACGCGUUCAUCAGUACCAAGGGAAUUGCUUGAUUCUGUUGAUGAUGCCAUUGUGUUCAACCCAGUGGACUUCAACCCCAUUCGGAAAAACAUCACAAACUCAAUCACGAGAAGAUUCUCAACAAUCAUGGGCGACAGGAUUCCCUUUGAAGUGCAAGAUGAUACUGUUGAAAAGAUCCUUAGUGGGAUAUGGUUAGGCAAGACCGGCUUAGACGAAUGGACAGAAAAGGUUCUAGUUCCGGGCCUCCAACAGCUGAAGUCUCGCCUAGGUGUGACCCUCAAUGAGUCCAUGGUUGUUAGACUUGAAGCUGAUGGAGAUUCGGGUUGCUGGAGACAGGGAGAUUGGCUGCCUAGUAGCAUCAAUGUGGUGGCUGACGGAUUAAGACAAUGAUAAAUAGUUGGGGAGUGGAGGGUAUAGUUCAUAAUGUAUGUAAAUAUGAUCGAAGGUUUGGCGGGUAAUCAGCUACACAUUUGGUAUUGGGAGGGUAAAGAAAAGAACCUUACGAGUGGAAAGAGGCCAUGAGAACCAACCAGACGAUGCUCUCCUCUUUCUUCUAGCCUUUUUUUUUUUGGAAAUUUAAAUUAUAAUUUUUUAAAUUUACUCAAUGCUUCAAGCCCCAAAAGUUUAUAGUGUCUAUAAUGAUGAAUAUAUUUAUCAAAUACAUCGACAUUGAUCAAUAAAGAUGAGGCAUUCCUCCA